CUUUGUCAGUAAAACAUAACCUAAAACGACUGGAAUACUUGCCAACUGUUUUUGUUAUUAUCAUAGGUUUUAAUUUUUUUAAAUCAUCUAAUAACUAUAACAAUGGAAAACGAUAAAGAUAAUGUAAUUCAAGCUGUAGUGAUAAUGGAUCUUUUCAAUAGUAAUUUUAGUCCAAUAUGUAACCAAAACCCUAUGGGACUUCUUCCUGUUGCAGGAAUUCCCAUUAUUGACUAUGUUUUGGAAUCCCUGGUAUCAGGUGGAGUGGGAGAAGCAAUUUUAUUUUGCUGCCAGGACAGCUUCAAAAUUAAAGAUCACAUAAAGAAGUGCAAGGAAAACAAGGUGCCAUGGAGCAUUACACUAGAUGUGCAGAUAAUAUCAUCAGACACUUGCCAGACUAUGGGUGAUGUGAUGAGAGAAAUAGAUGCAGCUGGAUUAGUUCGGGGAUACUUUGUACUUGUAGGAAUAAAUAGUAUUACAAAUAUCAAUUUCACUGCCUUGUUGGAGCAACACAAGCAAACAUGCAAGAAAGAUAAAGGAGCAGCAAUGACAUUGGUAUAUAAAGAAGUUGCAUGGGAACAUCCGUUGAUAAGCAAUGACAAAUCAUUACUAUUGGCAGCUGAUGGUCGAACUCAUAAAAUACUCAUGCAUCAAAAAUAUAAACCAAAAUCUAAAGAAUCUGCAGUUUCCUUACCAUUGGAGUGUGUGUUACAACACUCUGAAGUCAAAUUGUACCAUAAUUUGGUAGAUGCUGGUAUAGCAAUAUGUUCACCUUCAGUUCCUCCCCUCUUCUCUGACAAUUUUGACUUUCAAACUAGAAAUGAUUUCAUUCAUGGAAUUUUAAUAAAUGAAGACAUAUUGGCUAGUUCUUUAUAUUACACAAUGUUGAAGGAAAAUCAAUAUGCAGCGGCUAUAACAAACUGGAAAACUUACCAAACUGUGUGUUGGGAUAUUUUACACAAUUGGGUGUAUCCACUAUCAAUUGAAACUGAUUCCUUUUAUAAGAAUACAUUCAUGUUCAUGGGUAAUCAUAUAUUUAGAAAAACUAAUUCCUCUUUGAGCAGAUCAUGUACUUUAGUAGAAGAUGUAUUAAUAGGAGCUCAAUCACAUAUCAGUGAUAUGUCAACUGUUUCAAAAUCUAUGAUUGGAAGUAAUUGUAUGAUGGGAAAUGAUGUUGUAAUUCAUGGCAGCCAUAUUAUGAACAAUGUUGUGAUUAAAGAUAACUGCCAGAUAUUGAAUUGCUUUGUUGAUGAUAAUUGUGUAAUCGAGGCUCACUCAAAUUUAGAGGGUGUUGUAGUUUCCAAUAAUGUGUGUGUAAAAGAAGGAAGCAAGCUGCGAGGCAUAAUUUUAGAAGAAACUGACAGUAAUGAUAAAACUUUGAAAAAAACAUCAUCAGAGUCUGGAACUGAAUGGGAGAAUGAGUCAUCUGGCAAAGAAGAUGAUGAAUAUGUUGGCUUUGAAAAAGAAUGGAGUGACAGUGAGUCAUGCUACUCUUCUGACAGCAGUGCUGAAUCGUCAUUACCCGAUUCACCAAUUCCAGAAGAUACAAACAUAUUCCUUCAAGAAGUUAUAGACAGUUUAGCAAGAGGAUAUGAAGAUAACCUGAAAUGUGAUUAUCUAAUACUUGAAAUUAAUUCAUCAAGAUAUGCUUAUAAUAUUCAGUUGAAUGAAGUGAACUUCUUUGUUGUAAGAGCUUUAUUGAGUAUGCCAAUCUUGGAGAACAGCAAGAAUGUUCUUACUACUGUUAAAGACAUUUUAAAGUUCUUCCGUCCUGUUAUAGCUAAUUACAUUAAAACAAAAUUGUCAAUUAUGGAUUGUUUGAAAGCUGUGGAAGAUAGCUGUAUAAAAAAUAGUUGGCUAGAAGGCAGAGCAGGCCAAAUCAUCCAUUUACUGUAUGAAGCCGAUAUAGUUGAUGAGGAUUCCCUGUUGGUGUGGUAUGAAGAUUUAAAAGAAAAUGAAAGUCCAAUUAGCAAUCAAACUUCUAUUGUUAAAUUUUUUGAAUGGCUUCAAGAAGCAAGUGAAGAAAGUGAAGAAUCAGACUAAGAAAAUAUUAAAUGAAAUAAAAAAAUCCAUUUGUGUUGGAAUUUUGCGACUUAUAAACCUAAAUUAAGUGUGUAUUAUAAGACAGAAUAUUGUACAGUUAUUUAUACUUGGGCGAUCUCGAUCUCGAUUGCCUUAAGUGACAAUGCAUUAAUGUUCAAAAUAAAUUAUAAAGACAAAAUCAUAACUCAGAGAAGGCAUGUCAUUAUUUUAUUACUCAAUAAAUAAUAUUAAUUUCUUAAUGUUACGUAUAAUUUUGUAAAAAUAGAAAAUAAGGUAAAAAAUAAUAUAUUAUCGAAUAGUUGCAUAUUGCUGAAACUCUACAGUAGAAAAAUUUCUAAAUUUGUUAAUAUCAAAUGAAGUAGGUUCACAAGGAGAAUGAAUUUUUAUUUGUCUCAUAUGUGUAUCUCUUCCGUUUUGAUGAUUGCUUAACACUGCUAUUUGAAUCAUAUAUGUUCUAAUAGGCCGUUCAUGAAUAUCUUUGAUUGGUAUCAUUUCCCAUCCUGAAACAAAAUUGUUAAUAUAUGUUUAUAUAUCCUAUUUCAUUAAAUACAGCCUCCAUAUAAAAACAUUGUAA
This is a messenger RNA of Vanessa tameamea, 2614 nucleotides long. RefSeq names its product translation initiation factor eIF2B subunit epsilon (gene eIF2Bepsilon). Gene Ontology annotation, molecular function: translation initiation factor binding; guanyl-nucleotide exchange factor activity; translation initiation factor activity. Gene Ontology annotation, cellular component: eukaryotic translation initiation factor 2B complex. NCBI's taxonomy places the organism in Eukaryota, Metazoa, Arthropoda, Insecta, Lepidoptera, Nymphalidae. Gene Ontology annotation, biological process: biosynthetic process. The record is from RefSeq and is a predicted model, not a curated record. The transcript is spliced from 10 exons. The coding region runs from base 103 to 2040 and encodes 645 amino acids.